GCGUGCAAAAAGGAAGAGAGAAAUCCGCUGCAGUGAUAAGAAGGGGGAAGACUUUGAGUGUAACUCCCGGUUCUUUGGGCCUCGGUGUUCUUGGUGGGGUUGGGAUUGCCCCCUUGCGCGAGAGGAGAAGGGUGGAUUGGCAGGAAGCCGCCAAGCGCCACCAGCCGGUAGCUCAGAAGCCGCACACCCGCCACACAGCUCGUUGAUCCCAAAAGGGAGCGCUACAGAGAAGCGGAAAUCACCGGGAGGGACAGGCGCUGCUGAAAUCUCGCGAGAGGGAGCCCCCCUCGUAGCCGACUUCCUUCCUCUGCUUCUCCUCUUUCCCCCGCCCCUCCUCCCUCCCCCUCCCCCCCGGGUCGGAGUGUCCCUGCGCCCCACGGGCCGGAGCAGCAGCGAGAGCAGCUUUCCCCGCUCCCUCCCCCUCGCCUCAUUCACCCCCACCCCCCUGCCGAGCGAGGAGGAGCCGGAGGAGAGGAAGAUGGCGGCGGCCGCCAGCACCCGCGGUGCCGCGGGGCCGCUCCGAGGAGCCUGAGAGACCCACGGAGGCUUCGCGGGAAGACGCGGCGGCGGAGGAUGAGCCUGCAGAGCGCGCAGUACCUCCGGAGCAGAACUAAGAAAGGGAGGCCUUAUGGAAAGAUGUUUUUAAAAAACUUGUUUCAUACCUUGCGGAGGAGGGAGUUGGAUGAGGUUGAAGUCUGAAAUGAGUGGAAAAGUCACUUUAUCUGUUUAGUGACGUGAACGUAUUGAUGUGUGUGGAUCCCUAUAUGUAUAUUGCAAGAGGAUUGCUGGGAGGAGUAAUAACUAUAAAAUGAUAAUGACAAUAAUGGCCAACAUUUUUUGAGGGCUUACUUACCAAGGAACAGUCCUAAGUGCUUUACUUCUGUUACCUCAUUUAAUCCUCAGAACACCUCAAUGAGAAUGUCUUAAACCAUUCUACCUUAUGAGAAAUUGGAUGUUCUUGCAGAUAGUCAUUGUGGGAGAAAACGUUUCAUUUAAGUCCCAGAUGAGGACCGAAAACUUGAAAUCAGAGGAGCAUCUGAAAUCAAGUAAUAUUAGGCAGGCAGAAGUCCUGAAGGCUGACAUGACAGAUUCUAAGCUGGGUCCAGCUGAAGUCUGGACAUCCAGGCAGGCUCUGCAGGACCUGUACCAGAAAAUGCUAGUUACUGAUUUGGAAUACGCUUUAGACAAGAAAGUAGAACAGGAUCUCUGGAAUCACGCCUUUAAGAAUCAGAUCACAACACUACAAGGCCAGGCAAAGAAUCGAGCAAAUCCGAAUCGAAGUGAAGUUCAGGCAAACCUUUCUCUGUUCCUAGAGGCAGCUAGUGGCUUCUAUACCCAGUUAUUACAAGAACUGUGUACAGUAUUUAAUGUAGAUUUACCAUGCCGUGUGAAGUCUUCCCAAUUGGGAAUUAUCAGCAAUAAACAGACGCAUACCAGCGCCAUAGUGAAGCCACAGUCUAGCUCCUGUUCCUAUAUCUGCCAGCACUGCCUCGUCCACCUUGGAGACAUUGCUCGAUACAGAAACCAGACCAGCCAGGCAGAGUCCUACUAUAGGCAUGCAGCUCAGCUUGUCCCCUCCAACGGUCAGCCUUAUAAUCAGUUGGCUAUCUUAGCUUCUUCCAAAGGAGACCAUCUGACCACAAUUUUCUACUACUGCAGAAGCAUUGCUGUGAAGUUCCCUUUCCCAGCUGCCUCCACUAAUCUGCAAAAAGCACUUUCUAAAGCACUGGAAAGCCGAGAUGAGGUGAAAACCAAGUGGGGUGUUUCUGACUUCAUCAAGGCCUUUAUUAAAUUCCACGGUCAUGUGUACCUGAGUAAGAGCUUGGAAAAGUUGAGCCCUCUUCGAGAAAAAUUGGAAGAACAGUUUAAGAGGCUGCUAUUCCAAAAAGCUUUCAACUCUCAGCAGUUAGUUCAUGUCACUGUCAUUAACCUGUUUCAACUUCAUCACCUUCGUGACUUUAGCAAUGAAACUGAGCAGCACAGUUAUAGCCAAGAUGAGCAGCUAUGUUGGACACAGUUGCUGGCCCUCUUUAUGUCUUUUCUUGGCAUCCUGUGCAAGUGUCCUCUACAGAAUGAGUCUCAGGAGGAGUCCUACAAUGCCUAUCCUCUUCCAGCAGUCAAGGUCUCCAUGGACUGGCUAAGACUCAGACCCAGGGUCUUUCAGGAGGCAGUGGUGGAUGAAAGACAGUACAUUUGGCCCUGGUUGAUUUCUCUUCUGAAUAGUUUCCAUCCGCAUGAAGAGGACCUCUCAAGUACUAGUGCGACACCACUUCCAGAGGAGUUUGAAUUACAAGGAUUCUUGGCAUUGAGACCUUCUUUCAGGAACUUGGAUUUUUCCAAAGGUCACCAGGGUAUUACAGGAGACAAAGAAGGCCAGCAACGACGAUUACGACAGCAGCGCUUGAUCACUAUAGGCAAAUGGAUUGCUGAUAAUCAGCCAAGGCUGAUUCAGUGUGAAAAUGAGGUAGGGAAAUUGUUGUUUAUCACAGAAAUCCCAGAAUUAAUACUGGAAGACCCCAGUGAAGCCAAAGAGAACCUCAUUCUGCAAGAAACAUCUGUGAUAGAGUCGCUGGCUGCAGAUGGGAGCCCAGGGCUAAAAUCAGUGCUAUCUACAAGCCGAAAUUUAAGCAACAACUGUGACACAGGAGAGAAGCCAGUGGUUACCUUCAAAGAAAACAUUAAGCCACGAGAAGUGAACAGAGACCAAGGAAGAAGUUUUCCUCCCAAAGAGGUGAGAAGGGACUAUAGCAAAGGAAUAACUGUAACUAAGAAUGAUGGAAAGAAGGACAACAACAAGAGGAAAACUGAAACCAAGAAAUGCACCUUAGAAAAGUUACAGGAAACAGGAAAGCAGAAUGUGGCAGUGCAGGUAAAAUCCCAGACAGAACUAAGAAAGACUCCAGUGUCUGAAGCCAGAAAAACACCUGUAACUCAAACCCCAACUCAAGCAAGUAACUCCCAGUUCAUCCCCAUUCAUCACCCUGGAGCCUUCCCUCCUCUUCCCAGCAGGCCAGGGUUUCCACCACCAACAUAUGUUAUCCCCCCUCCUGUGGCAUUUUCUAUGGGCUCAGGUUACACCUUCCCAGCUGGUGUUUCUGUCCCAGGAACCUUUCUUCAGCCUACAGCUCACUCUCCAGCAGGAAACCAGGUGCAAGCUGGGAAACAGUCCCACAUUCCUUACAGCCAGCAACGGCCCUCUGGACCAGGGCCAAUGAACCAGGGACCUCAACAAUCACAGCCACCUUCCCAGCAACCCCUUACAUCUUUACCAGCUCAGCCAACAGCACAGUCUACAAGCCAGUUGCAGGUUCAAGCUCUAACUCAGCAACAACAGUCCCCUACAAAAGCUGUGCCGGCUUUGGGGAAAAGCCCGCCUCACCACUCUGGAUUCCAGCAGUAUCAACAGGCAGAUGCCUCCAAACAGCUGUGGAAUCCCCCUCAGGUUCAAGGCCCAUUAGGGAAAAUUAUGCCUGUGAAACAGCCCUACUACCUUCAGACCCAAGACCCCAUAAAACUGUUUGAGCCGUCAUUGCAACCUCCUGUAAUGCAGCAGCAGCCUCUAGAAAAAAAAAUGAAGCCUUUUCCCAUGGAGCCAUAUAACCAUAAUCCCUCAGAAGUCAAGGUCCCAGAAUUCUACUGGGAUUCUUCCUACAGCAUGGCUGAUAACAGAUCUGUAAUGGCACAGCAAGCAAAUAUAGACCGCAGGGGCAAACGGUCACCAGGAGUCUUCCGUCCAGAGCAGGAUCCUGUACCCAGGAUGCCAUUUGAGGACCCCAAGAGCUCCCCUCUGCUUCCUCCGGACCUGUUAAAGAGUCUGGCUGCCUUGGAGGAAGAGGAAGAGCUGAUUUUUUCUAACCCUCCUGAUCUUUACCCGGCUCUGCUGGGGCCUCUCGCCUCUCUUCCUGGACGAAGCCUUUUUAAAUCCUUACUGGAGAAGCCCUCAGAGCUCAUGUCACAUUCAUCCUCUUUCCUGUCCCUCACCGGAUUCUCUCUCAAUCAGGAAAGAUACCCAAAUAAUAGUAUGUUCAAUGAGGUAUAUGGGAAAAACCUGACAUCCAGCUCCAAAGCAGAACUCAAUCCCUCAAUGGCCCCCCAGGAAACAUCUCUGUAUUCCCUUUUUGAAGGGACUCCGUGGUCUCCAUCACUUCCUGCCAGUUCAGAUCAUUCAACACCAGCCAGCCAGUCUCCUCAUUCCUCUAACCCAAGCAGCCUGCCCAGUUCUCCUCCAACACACAACCAUAAUUCUGUUCCAUUCUCCAAUUUUGGACCCAUUGGGACUCCAGAUAACAGGGAUAGAAGGACUGCAGACCGGUGGAAAACUGAUAAGCCAGCCAUGGGUGGGUUUGGCAUUGAUUAUCUCUCAGCGACGUCAUCCUCUGAGAGCAGUUGGCAUCAGGCCAGCACUCCGAGUGCCACCUGGACAGGCCAUGGCCCCUCCAUGGAGGAUUCCUCUGCUGUCCUCAUGGAAAGCCUAAAGUCUAUCUGGUCCAGUUCCAUGAUGCAUCCUGGACCUUCCGCUCUGGAGCAGCUGUUAAUGCAGCAGAAGCAGAAACAGCAACGGGGACAAGGCACCAUGAACCCUCCACACUGAGGCCAAAGUGGCAACUUGGGAAUGAAGGCUCCAUAAACCAUGGCAUGUUGGGUUUGCAGGACUGGCCCACACAGUCCCCUGCAGGUGGCAGCCCUCUUUUCUGUUUCUUGCUGUCAAGAGGGUGUAAGUAUUCCACCAGCCCGCUGAGUGUGCACGAAAUGUUCGCAGUGCAACAAAAAGAAAAAUCCAUCAGGAACUCUCCGUCCCCCCGGGGCCUUCCGGAGGGAGAGAGGAACUGCUGUUUAUCUCACUCAGUUACUUGGUAUCACCGCCUCUCACCUUCUCCAUCGUGCAUGUCCCCAGCCACAUGGGAAGUGAAAGCUGAGAAGGGAAGGCAGAUGGGAGAAGCCAAUGGGAACUUCUCAGUCCUUUUUCCCUCUUUGGGGAAUAAAAUAGGAAUCCAUUAAUGAUCGCUUUGCUGACUGAGAAUGUAGUUGAAAUUAUUCUUAAACAUCUUUUAUUAUUAUUACUCUCAGUAGUAAAAUAUCACACUGAAUUCUUCCAUACACAGGUGUGCUUCUAGUCAGUGUGUAGCAAGGAAAGCCCCGUUCACUGCUCCUGUGAGAGGUUGGUGGUGACAGGAUGGGGAACCGACCUCUUCAGCCAGUGGAAAUGUUCCCUAAGGGAGAGUUCAAGGCCUCUCAGAAGGCUCUGGUAGGCCCUCCUCUGGCCAGGAGACUCCAGCAGGAAAUGCCCUUCACUCUGUAGGUGCUCGAGCCCCAAUCGAGGAUGCAGUGUGGGUGGUGGUGCUGGACUGGACUAGCAGGUGACUGCUGUAGGAUUUCAAAUUACGUUUUUGAUUCCUGUACAUUUUACAGUCGCACAGCAAGCAGUCUCGCAGAAGGCAGGCUAGUCCAUUCACAGCCUGGAACAUUCUAAUAGGUAGAAGCUUUCAGUGUGGUUAUUUUUUGUUUGGUUGGUUUUUGUGCCCCCAUUCUACUUCCCACCCUCCUGCCCCACCUCCAUCCCUUUUUUACCCGAUGCUGUAUGCUAGUAAUUGUUUUUAUUCCUAAUGUGUACAACAUCACAUCUCCCCAAGAAGCAACAGCAUGGGGUCCAGCAGUUGGGGCCCAAAAGACAGUCUGAAGAGGAAGGAUGCGGCAGUAUCUGCAUAGCCCACAGAGGGCCCAGGCCCCUGCCCAGCUGCAGUCUCCCAGCCUCCACUUUCAGAGUGAAAUUCAAGGCAACACGGACAUGUGCACGUCACGCACAGAAGAAAACAACGUCGUCCAUUUUGGAAAAGGCGAAAGAAAGGAAAAUAAACUCUUAUUUGAUAUUUAUUAGGAGGAAAGAGGACUGAAAAAGUACUUGCGUAGAAACAGAAGGACAGCGUUUCUGUUAGGCAUUUCCUGGAAAAGUAAUAUUUUAAGGGGAAAUUAUGAGAGCAAUCCAAAUGUUCAAUUGCUGUACUAGUGGUAGGGUUUAUUUUCUGGGAAGUCUCUCGUUUGUCUGUAUGUUUGUGUACACACACAUGCCCAUCUGCUGUCCCAGAGGGGAGGGGUUGUGUGUAUGAGUGUGUGGGGUUAGUGUGGAACGUAAGAGCUGGAACACAGCUGUAGAGCAAAGCACAUCAGGAGCCCCAGUUGUCACUGGAGUCUGGGCAACCCCAGCAAUGAAAAGGGGUGAGAUAAUGCUCAUUGCUCUUCAGAGAGAGUGGUUGGAGUCCCCCCACCCCGCCCCUCCAGUCUGCUUACAUUAUUGCUCUUUUAGUUUGACAUGGUGUUUGGGUUUUGUUUUGUUUUUUUGAAAGGUCUGAAAAGGUGAAGCCCCCCACCCAAUGGCAAUAUGAAACCUUUUGUGCUUCUCUUCAGCCCCUUCCCUGUGUCCAUCUUUCUCUCCUCUUCCGAAGCCUUGUUCCUACUACCUUUACCCAGUUUGUGUGUUUGAGCUCUGCAUUCAGGCAGCUGCAACAUUCCAGUGUUUGAACUGUCACUGAUUCUUGCGCCCUAGACAAGCUAACCAGGUUUACCAUCUCACUCCCAUAAUACCCAGCUCCCAUCUAAAGCCCCAUUCUGCAUGAGAAUUUGGUGUUUGGAAUGUUUUCUGACUCUUGGGGCGGGAUUCCUCGCCUUAUCAUCCUCACUGGAGUAAUGAGGAGGGGGAGGAGAAUCUUUAUCAGAAACUGGUUUUGUGUAGUAAACUUUCUUUCCUGGUUUUUUGUUUUGUUUUGUUUUCUGGAUUUUGUUUUUUGUUUUUGUCUGUCUGUGCAAGACCUGCAGCUGCUGAAAAUCAGCUUUGCCUUUAAUUAAACCAUGUUCUCUCCAACCA
Rhinopithecus roxellana (golden snub-nosed monkey) is the source of this 6859-nucleotide messenger RNA. RefSeq names its product SMG7 nonsense mediated mRNA decay factor (gene SMG7). Bases 941 to 4591 code for a protein of 1216 amino acids. The transcript is spliced from 26 exons. NCBI's taxonomy places the organism in Eukaryota, Metazoa, Chordata, Mammalia, Primates, Cercopithecidae. Gene Ontology annotation, biological process: nuclear-transcribed mRNA catabolic process, nonsense-mediated decay. The record is from RefSeq and is a predicted model, not a curated record. Gene Ontology annotation, cellular component: telomerase holoenzyme complex. Gene Ontology annotation, molecular function: telomeric repeat DNA binding; protein binding; telomerase RNA binding.